Caenorhabditis sp. 36 PRJEB53466 is the source of this 3784-nucleotide messenger RNA. The record is from the annotation of a GenBank genome assembly. NCBI's taxonomy places the organism in Eukaryota, Metazoa, Nematoda, Chromadorea, Rhabditida, Rhabditidae.
AUGAUCUGGUGGAUUUGGUGGCUCAUUUUCUGCCUCCUAUGGAGCAUCGCCGUUUUUGGAGCCAGUUUUCGGAAUGAAAGUGAGAUUCUUUAACUUCUCUUCCGUGUUCCGGGUUUUUCUAAAUUCUUCCUUGCGACUAAAAAUACAAUAUCUUUUCCCGAAUUGUUGUCCUCAUUUAGACCUUCUGAAACCGUAAAAGUACACGUGUCUAAUGGAAAACUAAAAACAACGGUGCCCAUCGGCUCUAAACUAAUCCAUCGGCCUCCUUUUUUCUGUUUUUCCCACUUUUAUUGCGUCGAAAACACGCGCGUUGAAAAUGUCUAUUCUUGAAAAUUUCUGUUUUUGAAUAUUCAUAAACUGUCUUCAGUCACUUGUUAUUCAAUUCUUAUGUAUCUCAGCUACCGGUAGAGAUGCCAAAAAGUUGUCAACUGAUAAAAUGUACAAAAUGUCCCAAAGAACAAUUUGCCAGUUGACAACUUUUCGAUAUCUCCACCCGCAGCUGAGCUACAUUUCUUUGAAUCACAAGCUCUACUAGGAAAUCUUAGAAUGAAUUUUCCAAAAUCCUCAGAGCUUUCCCACUUUUCAUAGACACAACGGUUUUCAUCGGCGAUUUUUCAACAUAAAGUUCGAGACAGAAACUAACUAACAAACCCACUAGAUUUUCAACAAGUUCCGCUUACAAUCGUUUGACCUACGAAUUGUCAAUUUGCGGCUCCCUUGAGAGUAGCGCGUGAAAUUGCCUUUAUUUGCAUAGACCCCCCUCCCCCUUCUUCAAUUAUUUAUAGCCAUCCAAUGGGGGGACCCGUCUGUGGCCGGUCACGAGAUGACCACCAGCUGCUCUCGCCCUCCUCGUCUGCCGUCUCUCGAAUCCCGCUCACUCUCUGCGCGCCCCCCGCUUCCAUUUCGCACCUCGUUCUCUCUAAAUCUCUCGUGGCUUCUCUCCUUCGUCGUCAUCGUCAUCAUCAUCAUUGGUAUCUUGUUUGUUUGUUUGUCAGCCUUUUUUCUCACUUUUCAUGACGCUUUUCCACAAAGUUUUCCACAAACGCUUUUCAGCAACAACGAACAAAAAAAAAUGCGGUUUCAGAUGUGCGAUUUGUGUGCCUAUUAACUUCUUUUUAACUUUCAUUUCUAUAGGUCUUCUCAAUUGUCGUCAAAAUUUUCUUGUCGCGACGGAGCGCGUUUGCAUAGCCAAUUACUAAGAGGACAAGGGGUUGGAGAAUUGCGAAAACUGAUGCAAAAAGCGAAUGCGUACUUCUGAAACCAAACUUUUUGUGUUGAGAAGCCGCGUCGAAUAGUAAAAACAACAUAAAUUUGUUCGCCUUCUGUUUCACAAUGUUCUCAAGUGUUCUUCGAAAUGUUUCGAUGAACGCAUCAACUAUUUUUCAAAUUUCAGAUCGAAAAAUGGGCGGAAUGAUGUCGAGCGAGCGCGUUUUCAACGACACAAAAGCGAUUCACAACGUGGAUCGACAAAUGCUCCAUAAUCAGUCAGUUUGGGGCACUUGUAGAAGCGCUGAAAAAAUGGAAACGCGUGUAGUUGAACGCUAGUUGAAACCGACACAUUUGUCAAAGUUCCACGUGUCGAGAAGCUCAUUGCGAGGUCAAAACGUGGAUGUUUGUGUGCAUUUUGAUGUAAGAAUGCAAAUAUUUACCCGUCCGGCCAGUUGUCAGACUUCCAAGAGCUACAGUGGCCUUAGAAGUGGAGGUACAAAAAAGUGGUCAACUGGUGAAAUGAAAUAAAAGUCAUGAAGAAAACAGUAAAACAGUUUUUCGAACACAAAAACCCUUCAAAGUUUCUCACACUUUUCGCACUCGAGAGCAGAGCAAACUCCACUCAAUUUUCUGACGUCUCGCUCACACUAGACACACUAGACAGUUCGCGAUGCAACAAAAAAAAACGGAUUGGAAGGAGGUUGGGUGUGAGAAUAAAUAGAUUUUCAGAGGAGAGCAAAAUAAAUAAAUUGUCUCGCGAUUCGGCGAAUUCCGGAAUUGCAAUUUUCCCCAAAAAAAUCGAUGAAAACGUUACUCGUUAUCAGUUGUCGUCUCCGAAACCUCACUCGCGCGUCACUCUCUUCCCGAAAAAUGAUUUUUGCGAAAUUCUGGAAAAAGACGGCAAAACUGCUGUUUAGUUGCUUGUAAGUCGCCUGAACCGAUCAAAAAAAUUCCGCUCCAACUUUUUGCCGAUCUGAUAAGAAGAAGCACAUUGCCCCGGAGCCGGAGCACAAUCAUCACUUUUCGCCUCUCCUCAACGCCCGUUUCAUUCGCCGAUUUUUUUGUCUUUGCGCAAUAAAAGUGACCCGAAACUUGGUUUCUGGACUCUAAAAGUGGCCAUAUUGUGAAACGGAAACUGAGAAAAUUCCAGAACUUUAGACUUGGUUUUAGGCAAACUUGCAUCCAGGCUUCGCGAAUUCAAAUCAUCGUUUAUCGAUCGAGAGAACGAAACAAUUAGUUGUGUUGCAGUGACCCGACGUUGUCAGUGAGCACACCGGAAGUGACGAGCGAAAUGCACGAGCGACUCAACUUUCCGAAAGUCGAACUUCAUUUGCAUCUCGAUGGAGCCGUCCGAUUUGACACACUGCUCGAUCUGUCGCAGUAAGUCGCUUCUCUACUCUACUCGACUGAUUCUCCCUUAAUUUCUCUGGCUUUUUCAGACAAAAAGGAAUCUCGCUGGCCGGAGCCAUGACAGUCGACGAGCUCAAAAAGGUGUUGGUGACGCAUGAGCCGGCGAAUUUGUCCAAAGUGCUCGAAGCGUUCGAAAUCUUUCUCCCAGUCAUUAGAGGCGAUCUGGCAGCCAUUGAACGUGUCGCGUUUGAGCUGUGCGAGGAUCAGCACAACAAUGGAGUCGUCUACUUUGAGGGCAGAUACUCGCCGCAUUUGCUCCUCUCCACCGAUUAUCCGGUUAGUGUUUUUCUGGAUUGGGCUGACUGGAGUUGAGAGAGAAGAGCGAAAAAGAGUUAUUCACUCAAAAACCGUUGCAGGAAGUGACGGGAGCGCAUGUGGUUGCCGCUGUGAAAAAAGGAUUCGAUCGUGGCGAGAAGCAGUACGGAAUCAAGGCCCGAUCGAUUCUUUGCUGCAUUCGAGGACUCGACAAAAAGUUCCCGCAGCUCAUUCUUGAUUUGGGUAGGUUUCGUUUUCAAACUCAACGAUCCUCUCUUCAAAUUUCAGCCACCGAACUCAAGCAGCUCGGCGUCGUUGCAAUCGACGUGGCGGGAUCUGCUCACGGAGCCGACGAACAGUACGAACCGGAGGUCGUCGCCGCGUUCCAAGAAGCGUACCGUCGUGGCAUCCACAGAACCGUGCAUGCCGGCGAGUCGGGCGGACCGAAAGAGGUGCUGAGAGCGAUCGAGGACAUGCAUGCGGAGCGCAUCGGACACGGAUACCGAGUGAUGAGGGACGAGGAGAUGUACACGCAGCACUUUGUCGCCAACAAGUCGGUUCACCUCGAGGCGUGUCCCUACUCGUCGGUGAUGACCGGCGCGGUCCCGCUGGACUGGAAAAACCAUCCGAUCGCGCGUUGGGCGCGCGACGACGUCAACUUUUCCGUGUCGCGCGACGAUCCCACUUGCUUUGACAACUCGAUGCUCAGCGAGCUGGCGCUCUGCGAGAAACAGAUCGGACUCAACGUGCACCAGUUGUGGAAGGCGGUGAGUUUGUCUCUAAUUGAUGUGACCAAUGAAUACCGAUUUUUUAGCAACUCAACGCAGCCCGCUCGAGUUUCCUUCCAGCGGAGGAGAAAGCCGAGCUGGUGAAGCGGAUCGAGGCGGCCGAACCGAGACUCCGCCACUAG